Mercurialis annua (annual mercury) is the source of this 468-nucleotide messenger RNA. RefSeq lists its product as uncharacterized. The record is from RefSeq and is a predicted model, not a curated record. The transcript has a single exon. NCBI's taxonomy places the organism in Eukaryota, Viridiplantae, Streptophyta, Magnoliopsida, Malpighiales, Euphorbiaceae. Bases 1 to 468 code for a protein of 155 amino acids.
AUGUCUCCUUUUUGCAUCGUCUAUGGAAAAGCGUGUCAGUUACCGGUGGAAUUAGAGCACAAGGCUUAUUGGGCCAUCAAAAAGUUGAAUUAUGAUUUCAAGGCGGCGGGUGAGAAGCGCAUGUUACAACUCAAUGAGUUGGAUGAAAUCCGAUUCAAUGCUUAUGAGAAUAUUAAGCUUUAUAAGGAGAAGACAAAAAGGUGGCAUGAUGCUCACAUCUCACCCAAGACUUUUGAGGUAGGAGCCUUUGUGUUGCUCUACAAUUCAAGGUUAAGAUUGUUCCCCGGAAAAUUGAAAUCUCGGUGGAGUAGACCUUUCAAGAUCCGGCAUGUAGCGGACCAUGGAGCUCUAGAAUUGGAAAACCAAAAGGGGGAAACGUUUAAGGUCAACGGACACCGUUGCAAGCCCUACUUGGGACCUUUGACGGAUCAAAUAGGCGAACAAGUCUAUCUAGCCCCUCCUUCAUGA